This is a messenger RNA of Pyrgilauda ruficollis (rufous-necked snowfinch), 3776 nucleotides long. RefSeq names its product osteoclast stimulating factor 1 (gene OSTF1). Gene Ontology annotation, biological process: signal transduction. The coding region runs from base 1 to 1389 and encodes 462 amino acids. Gene Ontology annotation, molecular function: protein binding. The transcript has 11 exons. The record is from RefSeq and is a predicted model, not a curated record. Lineage: Eukaryota; Metazoa; Chordata; Aves; Passeriformes; Passeridae.
AUGAUAGCCAUUGCUUUGCAAUGGUGCUGCUUAUCUGCAGCUGCAGAUAAGCAAUGCAGCAAUGGUGCUGCACUAGUUGGCAUCUGGCAUACCGCGGCAACGCUGCUCCGCACGGGGCCACACGAAGGCGCACCGGACCCGCACCGGGAACGUCUCUCACAGCUACGGGCCCACACAGCGAGGCUGCCGGAGGUUCUCGGCCGCGCCUCCGCCAGUUGCAGUUCCAGCGCUCCAGCGCCUCCGGAGUUCGCACUUCACUCCAACCACGCCGCGAGGGUGCCAGCAGCACGUCCUUCCGCCAGCAAGGCUCCGCGCCGGCGGAGCGCCCGCCUCCUACGUCCUGUCACGGAGCUGCGCGGGCCGCGCCCGCCUCCGAGCUGGGGCGGUCCCGCGCACACGACGCCCCAGCCGACUUCCAGGGAGCAGCCUCCUCGCAGCCGCUCGGGCCGCCCCCGUCCCUCGGGCCGCUCGGCCCGGCCCCGCCCGGAGGCGAGCGCGGAGAGGGAAGCGGCGGGGCCUCCUCCCGCGGCGCGCGCGCUGAUUGGCCGUGUGCCGCCCGGGGCCGGGACAGCUCCUGCGGCCGGCGGGGGCGGGAGGGACUGGCCGGGACGCGCCCUUCGUCCCGGCUCCUGCCGCGCUGUGCCCGGGGACUGCUGGGGUUCGCACCGCCGCCUCUCACUGCGGCCCCGCGCCCGGGCAGCCGAUCGCCGUCGCGCCGCUCCCCCGUCCGUGCUUAGGCCAGCCAUGUCUAAGCCGCCACCUAAACCGGCCAAGCCAGGGCAGGUUAAAGUAUUCAGGGCCCUGUAUACGUUUGAGCCCAGAACGCCAGAUGAACUGUACUUUGAAGAAGGAGAUAUCAUUUACAUCUCAGACAUGAGUGAUACAAACUGGUGGAAAGGAACUUGCAAAGGGAGAACUGGACUAAUUCCAAGCAACUAUGUGGCAGAGCAAGCAGAGUCUAUUGAUAAUCCACUGCAUGAAGCGGCCAAACGAGGCAACCUGAGCUGGUUGAGAGAGUGUUUGGAUAAUCGAGUCGGUGUCAACGGGUUAGACAAAGCUGGAAACACAGCUCUGUAUUGGGCAUGCCAUGGAGGCCAUAAAGAUGUAGUAGAUGUCCUGCUUACCCAGGCAAACCUAGAGUUAAACCAACAGAACAAAUUGGGAGACACAGCUUUGCAUGCUGCUGCAUGGAAGGGUUAUGCAGAUAUUGUAGAGAUGCUGCUGGAAAAGGGGGCAAGAACAGAUCUGAAAAACAACGAGAAGAAACUGGCUUUAGAUAUGGCAACGAAUGCAGCUUGUGCUUCCUUGCUUAAGAAGAAACAGAGUGCAGGUACAGUUCGAACAUUGAGUAACGCAGAGGAAUAUCUUGAUGAUGAAGACUCCGAUUAGCUUUUUUAAUUCCAUAUGGAAAACUAUAACUUGCAUUGUCUGUGUUGUUUUCAAAACAUAUCUUCACAACUAAAAAAAUAUCACAUUUAGACUAUCACAAUAUAGCCUAUUAAUGAGAGGGUGAAAGCAUGCUUUGCAAAGGAGUAAUCUUCAUGUAGCCAGACGAUGCCACAUUUUAAGUCAGAGUUCUUUUUUGGAAUUAUCACAGAGAAAGUGUGGCACACCUUUAUCACUGAAUAUGGCAGAGGACCAUCUUCUAAACUCACAGGUUUCAUCUCAGGCCUUCCUAGUAAGUGCCUUGUAUCUCUGGAAUACUCAAAGGUCCCAUGUGGGACAGCAGGACACCACUGCUAACAUUUCCCCAAAUCCCCCUGGGUAUAUGUUCCUUCAUGCAGCUAAUAUAGGCAGUCAGUAUUGGCUGGCAGGCAUAAAUGGAGAUGCUACCAUAGAGAGGGGCAAUUGUUUGCCCUCAUGGGAGACAGCAUUGCAAGGUUUGAUUUUUAAUUUUGGUAAAAUUUUUUCCCUUCCUUCCUCCGUCCCUCUUAAGUGAGGUGCAAAACGACCUGAGACAAUCUGCCUCAGGAAUGCUUUGUCUUCUCUAUUGCUGUGGGCCCACUCCCUGAAAUGUAACACAGGUGAAAGGCUUGCUUAAGUCAGGUUUGCUUUAGGAAUUCACUUGGAUUUGUGGCUUGGAUAUUUUACUUUUUGAACUGUAUUAUGCUGAAACUAUUUGUAGUAAAAGGAAGACAGAAUAUUUUUCUAUUUAUCCUGUCUAAAAUUUUUUAAUACUGAUCUUUGCUUUUAUUUUUUGCAAGUGCUCUUAUGUCUUGUCCUAAAUUACCUCAAAGUUUAAGUGCAUUUGAAGUAAUGAGGGAAGAUGUGCAUCAAAUAUACCACAGGUAUCUUUAGAAGAGACACCUGAAGCUGAAUAAAGAUUUUUAAAAUGUAUUGCUGCUUCCUGUGAAUUAAAGAAAAAUGGAAAAUAGAUUCAGCCACUUUAAAGCUUCCCUGCAGAGUUAAAAAGUAGUACUUCCUUCAGAUUGCUCAAGUAGCUGUAGCCAAAUGUUGCACAUUACUGAGAGAUACUUUCUUAUUGUGAUGGUAGUAAAUGUUACAAGUAUUUGAGAUACAAUCUCAUUUUCAAAUUUUUGUUGCGAACUUCUCUAAUAGAGGUUUCUGACAAAUUCAUUCUAACACAGCAGUCUGUGAUACUAAAAUAAAACCAAAAAGCAGAGAAAAACAGGGACAAAAAAAAGCUCUUGUGAAAGACUGGGGAUAAAUGAAAAGCUCUUGUGGAAGUCUGGGGAUAAAUGAAAAUCACACUAAGUAUUUAAGAGAUUUUAAAAAGUCUAGAGCUUCCUAAUUUCCCAUUUUUAAAAAUACAUUGAGCCAGAUUUUUAUUUUUAUUGUCCUGCAAAGAACUAGAUGCCAGUGAAGCUUGUUAAGCUCUUAUCAAAGAAGGCAGUGUUUGAUUGACCAGAACUGUUUAAGAUGGGGACAUUGCACAAGCAGUGAUCUGCAGAUGUAAUUCUGGACUGUUUAAAUGUUGAAACCAUAGAACAAAUGUUUUAGCCCUAUGCAAUACUGUGGUUAAAUGAACAGUGAUGUUUUAUUUUGUGUGAACUUGAAGAUCCUAGAGGGAAAGAAAUAAAAAACAAAUUCACCAUUUAUUCUCUCUAGCUUUCAUUGGAACGGUUGUUGAACAUAACUCAUUAUAUUUAAGACUGUUCUGCUUCGCAUUUAAUCAGCCAGCUCUUUUACUAGCUCAGCCUUUUAUCGUAGUUAAGCCAUGUGUUAUGCUGCAUACUGUUGAUUAAAAUUAUGCAAUUGCAAAGUGCAAGCUUUAAAGUCCUGUAAUGAGAGGCAAGAAGGUUCAGGUAUCUGUUACGUGAGUCUUUUUCCUGCAACAACAAAGCUCACGAAAUUUUUCAGUGUCACAGGACAUGGAGGGAAUGGCUCAAGUCACGGUUUUUUCUGUGUAGCUUUGGAGGCAGAGUCUGUAUUCAUAAAUAAUUCUUAAUGUAAUGUCUUCUGCUGCCACGGGUUCAGCAGCCUAUAAGGAAGAGCUUAUGCCCACAUCUGUGCAGUUAACAGCUGCCAGAAGAGCCUGUGUUCUUCUGCAGACAGAUCUAAGUGCUGCAUAGGAAUGGUGACAGAAGCACAAGUUGAGCCCAAGGAUUGUAUCCAAAGUUCUUGCCGGAGUGUCCUGAAAGGAAGCACAUUUAUAUCACAGGCACCUAGGGAGUGCUGUCAUUUGUCUCUAGGACAAAAAUUAAUGCUUUCUGUUUUUUCCCACAGCUUUGUUUUUCUUUAUGAAACUGUCUAUUCAUAUUGUGAAAUACAAAUCACUGUGAAAGCUUUCAGGCAAUAAAUUACUUUUUGUCUAA